AUGAGCAAAUUUGGAGAGUGCUACCAACCAUCUUCCUGCUACUCAAUUGACGAGAGCAUGGUUCGUUUCAAGGGGAAGAAGUCCUUCAAGCAGUAUAUGCCUCUAAAACCCAUCAAGCGCGGCUUCAAAGUCUGGGUGCGCGCAGAUGCCACUACUGGUUUUGUGAUCCAGUUUGACGUUUAUACCGGAAAAGAGAGUGAUGGAAGCGGCUUAGGCACUCGUGUGGUAAAGAAGUUCACUGAGAAACUGGCACAAACCGAGUGCCUUGUGGUGUUCGACAACUUCUUUUCGUCCCCAGAACUGCUCCAGAACCUCUUCGAAGAAGGUAUCUAUUCAGUUGCCACAGUACGACAGCAAAGGAAAGGGCUUCCCGAGAUUCUCAAGAACAAGAAGAAGAUGAAAGAAGGGGAUCACACCUUCCGUGUAAAAGGGAAUGUGGCGGCCCUACAGUGGCCAGACAAGAGGCUUGUGAACAUACUCACGACUGCCCACAAUCCCUCGCACACAGUGAAUGUCUCUAAGAAAGCAAAGGAUGGCACUAAAAUUGACCUGCAGUGUCCUCUUGCUAUAGUCGAGUACACGAAAUACAUGCGUGGAGUAGACCGCUUUGACCAGCUGAGGGAGUACUACACGGUCAGCAGAAAGUCUCGAAAGUGGUGGAUGUGUCUCUUUUAUUUCAUUCUUGACUGCGCUCUUGUAAACAGCUAUGUGCUCUACCGUCUUUCAAAUGUUGGUUGCGAUGACCACAUACACUUCCUAAUAAGGCUGUCAAGGCAGCUUGUCAACGGCUACACAAGCAGGAAAAGAUCAGCUGCCCUUGCGCCACGACGACCUUCCAUCAAAAAGCCUGAAAAAAAUCUUGGCGUGCCAGAUGAAACUCGCUUUGCCGCCACACCCCACUUCCCAGAAGGGGCAACAUCGUACAAGCGCUGCAGGUAUUGCUCCACUGCCAAGAACGACAAAAGGUCAAAGAUAAUCUGUUCAACGUGCAAGGUUCACCUCUGCGUUGUUCCCUGCUUCAUGAAGUUUCACCAUAAGUAG
This is a messenger RNA of Dermacentor andersoni, 1041 nucleotides long. The record is from RefSeq and is a predicted model, not a curated record. Lineage: Eukaryota; Metazoa; Arthropoda; Arachnida; Ixodida; Ixodidae.